UUAUUAUUAUUAUUAUUAAUAGAACUAGUUUAAGUUUGCGGUAUCUUAAGCUAUUCGCAACGUCAAAGUAUCAGAGAUCAAGGAACGCUUAUCAAAUUGAAGUCCACCCCACGCAGCAGACGAUUCUCUAUAAUUAUGCAAAUAUCUUCUACCAAAUUGGGAGAUGCUUUUCCAUUUCCUCUAAACCUCAGUACCAAUUGUACGCAGUUUUGUAGUCCACUGCAUAGUCUACAUCUGGUACAUGUACAGUUGUGUAUAGCGUAGAAGCAAGGAUAACUAAUACUCUGUUGAUGCUCUGAAAUAUACAGUGAUUACAAUAGUAUAAAUAUCCUUGGACAAGUUGUCAAUUUGCGUUUGUGACCUGUGUCUACUACUCAUCAGCCCAGAGACAGUGCAUCAGAUAGCCGUGGACAGCGGUAAUGGGUGAUUUUGCUGGGCCCGGCUUAUUCCAGCCAUGCACUGUCCCCGAGAACAGAGUAUUCGGCACUACGUACGCAUGCGCAGACGCUACUAUCUGCGCUCUGAACUAUGCCUUCUUAAUAUUCUUGCAAACCCCGUAUGUGUGCCUUUGCCCACCAGGGACAACCACUGUUGUCAACGCCACAGGCGCGACAUGUAUAGCUGUGGCCGGCCAGACCUGCCAGGCGGAGUCCGACUGCUACUUCAAAAGUCUCGACUGUGUUGGAAUCAGCAACUCGAACCUGGACGAGAAAGAUAUUGAGUUUCUCAGGCCAGUGGUUCUGCAGUUUUGCCUGUUCACCCUCGAUUACGCUAUAGGAUCUGUCCCGGUGUGGACUUGUACUAACAAUCGGUGCAGUACAACUAGAACGGCUCGGCCGGACUUCACGGCUGGAACUACAAGGAAAAAACGGCAUGCAGUCGCCGACCAUGACCCUAACGACAACAGCACUGCUGUCAGCUUCCAGAAGAAUGCGCAUGCGCAUAGACACAGACGCCGGCGCCAAACUGAGCCAUGUGCCGCUACAACACCGGGGCUAUCUUUAUAUGAGCUUUAUUUAGAUCUUAUCGUCAGCGAUUCAAACUAUGAGUGUAGUGUCUCGGAGGUGGAGAUGAGCGAAAAAUAAUUGCAACAGAUUUUUUUUUUUUUUUUUUUUUUUUUUGGGGGGGGGUCCCAAAUAUUACAUCAAAAGUCCCAACAAAUCGGGGCACUGGCAAAUUAGCAUGAACUAUGGUUGACAGUUUCCAUCCAAAUGUGCAACACUGUAUAAUAAUGAGAACAAUGUCGACAGCCAUAUGGUUAAACAGAUCGUUCUAGGUAUGGGAAGGGGGUCUAAGAAACGGCAAUUUCAACUAUUAUUGGCUUCAAGGUAUGAAUUAUUACAGAUGAUUUACUGAGUCACAUAUCAACUACAUGUAUCUGGAUAUUUCAUGUGUCCCAUGCAUGGAAUAAUGUCUUGUAACUUUUUUAUGCUGACUAGGAGAUAUUGAGAAAAUGAACUGUAUUGAAAGGAUUCCUAUUGCAUUGCAUUUUGUUAUUUCAUC
Lingula anatina is the source of this 1503-nucleotide messenger RNA. RefSeq lists its product as uncharacterized. NCBI's taxonomy places the organism in Eukaryota, Metazoa, Brachiopoda, Lingulata, Lingulida, Lingulidae. The record is from RefSeq and is a predicted model, not a curated record.